Esox lucius (northern pike) is the source of this 1722-nucleotide messenger RNA. RefSeq names its product dickkopf WNT signaling pathway inhibitor 3a (gene dkk3a). Gene Ontology annotation, cellular component: extracellular region. The record is from RefSeq and is a predicted model, not a curated record. Gene Ontology annotation, molecular function: receptor antagonist activity; co-receptor binding. Lineage: Eukaryota; Metazoa; Chordata; Actinopteri; Esociformes; Esocidae. Bases 271 to 1170 code for a protein of 299 amino acids. Gene Ontology annotation, biological process: negative regulation of canonical Wnt signaling pathway; multicellular organism development. The transcript has 8 exons.
GCAUCUAUUGUUUAAUUGCUGUUGGAGAAUAUGAAACGAGUACAUUCUAAACUUCUAAUUCAAGACACUAAAUGAACUGGUCGUCAACGAUGACGAUUGUUUCAUCAUUACGCAAACGAUGUUACCUAAAUCUCCAACCCAACCACCUCAAGCUGUCUCUGGACCAGACUCUCCCCUGGGUGACUUAGUACAGCAUCACCGCACCCAGUGCGCAGAGGCGACUUCCUUCCAACCUCAGCCAUUCUGGAGCAUUUAUGCGCAGCGUUAAAGAUGUUGUAUCUCGCUCUUCUAACCAUAAGCUUAACGUUUAUAAAUGGCAUCCUCCUUCCUGAAUCGGCAAGGCACGUGGAUUCGGACAUCAACCAGCAUGUUGAGGAUAAGUUGGCCCAAGGACACACGCCAUUAAACUACAUGUUUGAGGAGGCAGAGGAACUGAUGGAGGACACGCAGCAUCAACUGGAGGACGCGGUGCACCAGACAGAAAAUGAUACUGCAAAGACCAGCUUGCAGCUCCAUAACCUUCCCUCAAAUUACCACAACGCAAGCUCCUCUGACAGUGUGGUUAGAAAUCAUUCCAUCCACACCACCACAGAGACAGUACACAAGGUGACAAACAACACAACUGGAGAGACCCACAUCACCAAAACCCCUAUCCAGUCCAGUGGCAAAGGAAAUAAUAUUAAUCAUGAAUGUGUUACUAAUGAGGACUGUGAGAAGGGGAAAUAUUGCAGGUAUGAGACACACCGAUCCAGCUGUCGAACCUGCAAACUCCUUGAUGUGCCCUGCAGUAAGGACGAGGAGUGCUGCACAGGACAGCUUUGUGUGUGGGGCCAGUGUAGCCAGAACACAACAAAGGGGGAAGCAGGCAGCACCUGCCAAUACCAGAAAGAAUGCAGACAUGACCUCUGCUGUGCUUUCCAUAAAGCCCUGCGUUUUGCUGUGUGCAUGGCCAAGCCCAUAGAGCGGGAGCGCUGCUAUGGCAUCUCCAACCACCUGAUGGAGCUGCUUUCCUGGGAUACAGAGGGCGAGAGUCCCAGGGAACACUGCCCCUGUGCUGGGGACCUGCAGUGCCUACAUCUUGGGCGAGGCUCCAUGUGUCUGAAAGAACAGAACUCCAGUGAAGAGGACCUAACAGACACACUUUAUUCAGAGAUCGACUAUAUUGUCUAGGUCGCCAUGCUGCUCAUAUUCAACAGGCUCUGAGGUAGGGAGGUCUCCAAUACAAUUGCCUCUUUGACAGAGGGGUCUCCAGUUAUUUCCACCAAGAACAUUAUUCCUCACAGUCGGAGUCCGAUUAUUGCAUCUAAAAGCUUAUCCUUAUCAUUGUAUUUGCUAUUUAUAACCCAAAGCUUUGAAUAUUGUGUAGUGCAUAACAAUACAAUUUGGAUGCAAUUUAGAUCUUUUGGAAACAUGUGCUUCCUAGACAUGCACACUAUUCGCAAAGGAAGUGAGCAGUACUCCGAGUUUGCUCCUAGUACUGCCAUAAUAUACUGAAAGCUUUUGCUUUGGAAACAUAACUUUCUCCUAACAUCCUUAAGGUUAAACAAUGCACUGUAUAAGGGAGGUAUAUAGCCUAGUCCUGGUUUGUUUUACAAUGUUUUAAAUAAUGCCAAAUUACAUUUUUGAAUGUUUAAAGCACAGGAAAUGUUGGGUCAGAUAACCUAAAUGAAACCCUGACAACAUGCAACUUGCACAACUCAUAAAUAAAAGGUUUCAAAAGUU